AUGGUUAUCUAUCUAUUCCUGUGCAGCAACUUAAACAUCCAAUUUCUAGUCAUUGAGCUUGAUGCCAAAGCUGUGGUGGAUGUGUUUCUCAAUCCAAACUACCAAAAUAUUGCUGUCUCGCCUAUCUUGGAGGAUUGUAGACAAUUGUUGCUCCGGUUUCAGCAGAUUCAGGUCAAACACUGCUUCUGUCAGGCUAAUCGCUGUGCAGAUUUGUUAGCUAGGAUGAGUUUAGAUCAAGUUACUGAUUUUGUUUCUUUUAACUGUCUGCCUGUGGACAUUAGAGGUAUUGUAGAGGAGGAUGUUGUAGGGCUUUUUGUUAACAGACUCUACCCUGUUUCUGUGCUUGCUGUUUAG
Quercus lobata is the source of this 354-nucleotide messenger RNA. RefSeq lists its product as uncharacterized. Lineage: Eukaryota; Viridiplantae; Streptophyta; Magnoliopsida; Fagales; Fagaceae. The coding region runs from base 1 to 354 and encodes 117 amino acids. Gene Ontology annotation, molecular function: nucleic acid binding; RNA-DNA hybrid ribonuclease activity. The transcript has a single exon. The record is from RefSeq and is a predicted model, not a curated record.